GUUUUCUAAAAAAGUCGCUAAAGAAAUGACGAUAGUGACAUUACAAAAUGUUGCUAUUUUUCAUUAAAAAAAAAUGGCAGCCUUUAUGUCGUAAGCUUUUCUUUUCUUUUCUGACGAAAAGUUUUUAUUAACAAUUUAUGGAAGGUUUAUAAUGCUAUUUGAAUCGAUUCAGAUGAUCAAUCAGCAUCAGAAAAUAUUAAAAUAAUUAUCAAACGUGCUAAGUCAUGCACUGGAUAUCGGCAGUGUAGUGAACUUGGGGGACUUAUGCAAAUGUUGAACGGUUCGAACGCGACCGAAAUCAGUAGUUCAGCAACGGUUACGAAUAAAGAAAACAUGAGUGCAGGCAGUGCGACGCUAGAGCGCGAGCUGGCGGGCACGCGCCGCCUGCUGUGGGGCGAGCACGUGAAGGAGGACGUGUUCCGCCGCUGGGCGCAGGGCUUCCAGUUUAGUGCCGACGAGCCGAGCGCGCUUAUUCAACAGGAGGGCGGCCCGUGCGCCGCCAUCGCACCAGUCCAGGGCUUCCUACUCAAGAUCCUGUUAUCAGAGACUCCAGGACAUAGUUUUCAAGAUUUGACCUCGGAGAAGUGCAAUUCGUUGCUUGUUAGAGCAGUGUGUACAAUUUUAAGCCAGUGUCUAGCGCCUAAGUACAAUGUGGCGGUGUACCGCAAGACGGACCUGGACGCGGACACAAGCGGCGGCAACAGCGUCAGUGUGGAUGAACAGUCGUGUGAUACUAUUGAACACUUCCAUCGGUGCAUUCAAGUACACUCGUUUCAGACUCUGUCUGAGGUAGAGGCAUUCUACACAAGGAACAUUCGGAUAUUGAAAGACAAAUAUGGUGUUCUGUUACUGUUGUACAGUGUCAUACUCAGCAAAGGCAUCGAUAUAGUGGAGGCGGAACUGUCAGAGCUGUCAGACCCCCUGAUACAUUCUAUAUAUGGUUACGGUUCACAGGGACUCAUUAAUUUGAUGCUCACUGGAAGAGCUGUGGCCCAUGUGUGGGACCAUGAUCAGGUAGUCGGUGGGUUACGGUUACGAGGUAUAGAAAGACAAAAUGACAUAGGUUUUUUGACAAUCAUGGAGCACAUGCAGUAUUGCACGGUUGGAUCGUUUUACAAAAAUCCCAAACAUCCAGUGUGGGUGCUGGCCUCUGAGACCCAUCUCACAGUACUGUUCUCGCUGGAGAGGCGGCUGGCAGCGCCAGAGACAGUUGGAGAAUCUGCAGAGAGAAUAUUUCGCUCAUUUGACCCUGAGGGCAAUAACUUUAUACCUUCAGCAGCAUUGCAAGAUGUUUUAUGUGCAGCCGACCUAGUUAGUGAGCCUGAAUAUGUAGAAUUGAUGAGGCGGAAACUGGAUUCUGAAAACCUGGGAAUAAUACUUUUGAGUGCAUUCAUGGAUGAGUUCUUCCCAGGAUGUGAGCGUGGGGCACCUGAUACUUUCACCUUGCACCAUUAUAAUGGGCUAGCACGGAGUAAUCCUGGUGGGCAAGUCGUGUUCCGUACCGGGCGAGCCGCCCUACUAGAGUGUCCUAUGCGUGCCGCCACCACUGACCCUAUGCUCACUUGCUUGCAGACUAAGUGGCCCAGCAUUGAUGUGGUCUGGGAUGAUGGUCACUCUCCUUCACUUAACUAGCCCGUGCCCUAAUGGCGUGCUCCAGCAAAAUUCGGAACUCAUACUGUGACACAGUGAGGACAGUAUGUACCUUUAGACGUGUCUAAAAAAUUCCAUUAUUUUAUUGUAUUAACUUAUGUAUUAAAAAUUAUAACAUGGAUUGUGUCAAUGCUCCAUGCAGACAGUUUUCAUACUGGUAUAGGCAGCUAUUUUACAUUGAUUUGGUACAGCUUAGUUACAAUGAACCUUUUCAUUGGAACCUAUACCUAUAUUCUGUUUGAGUACAAAUUGGAAAAACUACUUGUUUACAAUAUAUAAGCACACAAAAGAGUGUCCAUGCUAUUGGUUGUUGUGACAGAAUAAGCAAUAAGGUUUAUGAGAUAGUAAUAAUUAUUGUAAAAUAUAAUUUUACACUUUUGUUUUCGUAUCCAAGUUGGAUUUUAAUUUAUAAUGAGCCCGAGUAGGGAUAGAUGUGUCUAUUUUGGUACUCAGAUCAGCUGUGACGCCAGCACUUGAUCAUGGACUAAUUACCCGGUUGUGGAGCGCGAUGCCAAUGGGCGCGAGGGUGCGCGCGCGGCUUUAUGCGGGGCAUUGCGCCGGCACGUCGCGGCCGGGGCAGGACGCCGUGCAGUGCUGCAGCGCACACCUAGCACAUGCUUGCACCAAAUUGCUAAUGUUUUAACACACUUGUUUAGGACUGUUGGGUUUAUUAUAUCAGUUUAUUAUAGAAAAAUUCACAUUUCCAUCUAUUAUACUGUAUGUAUACUGCUUUAUUGUAAUUACAUAGGUUUUUUUAUAGCACUUCAAAUUAACUACUCAGUCACUGUAUUAUGUUCACCCCCUUUAAAUUAACACGGAAUUGGAAGAGAGUGUAGUCAGUUAGGCAAAACUCUGAAAUCAAAAAUUUACUCUUAUAAAAGUUAUUUAAAAAAAUUAAAACAAAUUAUAAAACUGCCCUCGCUUCCAGUUUCUAAUAAUAUUAUUUUUAUAAUGACAAGGAAAUGAUAAGGCAAACAAGGUACAGCAUUCUGCUAAAUUGUAUUGUUUUGUCUUUGUAUAACUAAAAAAAACUAUGUAUUGGCAUGCAUUGAUAGUAAGCCUAAAGAUAAAUUAUAUGUUAUAGUCUCAUUAAAAAUAAAAAGAUAUGCAAGACAAUAAAAUGACAAAUUAUAAGGCCUGACAGGGUAUCUGACUGUGUCAACUCUGGACACUAUUCUGAUAAUGUAUACAAUUAUCACCAUGUAUUUUUUAUUAUGCAAUAUCAUCAUGAUUUUUAACUGACUGUCAUACAUUAUUUGUGCUUUAUUUUUAUGGACCCAGAAUGACUCGGGUUCAUUUGUUUUAUAAUAAUUAUAACUUAGCCAACUUUAUUAGAAGGUAAAAACUACUAAUUAAAUUAUAUAUUUCAGUCUACUACCCUGUCCCAUGUCUGGUAUUUAUUCUUUAAAAUAUUAUACAAUAUAUGCCAUAGUAGUAUCGAUAGAUAAUUUACAAUGAGACUACAACAUGUUUUUCAUACAUACUGUAAUUAUAUAUUUUUUGUUUGUUACUAUAAUAACAAUAUAUAAUUUCAACCAUGUUUACUGUUUAUUAAAGGCAUGAAGUUGCCUUCAUGUGAUUUUGUGGCCAAUUUUUGCAACACCUGAUUUAUAAAGCUAAAUAAAGCUUGAUUUUAUUAUUUGUUUAUUAUUAGUCUAUAUUCAUUUUGAAGUCACAGACAAGAACAGAUUCAUGUAAAAUAGCUGUGCAUUGUAGUAUUGCAUACAAAGAGUAUAUUGAAAGAUAUUUUCUGGUAGACCUAACAUAGUGUAACAUGCUUUUUAUUAUAA
Manduca sexta (tobacco hornworm) is the source of this 3440-nucleotide messenger RNA. Its product is annotated as ubiquitin carboxyl-terminal hydrolase MINDY-3 homolog. The record is from RefSeq and is a predicted model, not a curated record. Gene Ontology annotation, molecular function: K48-linked deubiquitinase activity; cysteine-type deubiquitinase activity. The coding region runs from base 265 to 1632 and encodes 455 amino acids. NCBI's taxonomy places the organism in Eukaryota, Metazoa, Arthropoda, Insecta, Lepidoptera, Sphingidae. The transcript is spliced from 2 exons. Gene Ontology annotation, biological process: protein K48-linked deubiquitination.